Hypomesus transpacificus is the source of this 2053-nucleotide messenger RNA. Its product is annotated as C-type mannose receptor 2-like. NCBI's taxonomy places the organism in Eukaryota, Metazoa, Chordata, Actinopteri, Osmeriformes, Osmeridae. Gene Ontology annotation, biological process: proteolysis. Bases 104 to 1801 code for a protein of 565 amino acids. The record is from RefSeq and is a predicted model, not a curated record. Gene Ontology annotation, molecular function: protein binding. Gene Ontology annotation, cellular component: extracellular region. The transcript is spliced from 10 exons.
AGAAAGGUGGAUCUAUAACCUGAUGCUCUGUGACUGUGGCUUUAUCUGAUGCCUCAUCCACUGACCCCACUCAACUUGGUGAGAACGACACACACUAGUUGAAAUGCUGCAGCCAACCCUUCUGCUCCUGUUGCUGGCAGUCAGCCUCCUACCUGUGUGUGGGCAGAAGAUAUCUGAGGCGUCUGUACUGGAGGGCUCCACUGUGACUCUUCGCUGCCCUAGAUAUCGGUGGGGCAGAAAAACAUGCUGGAUACGAUCUUGUGAGCACUGUGAUGGUGAUGCCUGUAUACAAAACGAUCUUGAACAAAUCAGGAUGACUGGUGCAAUGGACCUUGUCAUUUCCAACAUUCAUCCAGAGCACAGUGGGACAUACAGCUGUUAUACUGGCAAUAGAUUUUUUUACUACGGGAAGUUCAAACUGACAGUGGUGAAAGGUUGUACAAGGGACCUCAUGGACAAUACAGCCUUCCCUGGAAAUGACAUUUCAAAUCACAAGUUUUCAGAAUCAGCAACAGCUUUGAAGUGUAGAGAAAGAUGCACUAAAGACCAGGGAUGCCAAAUCUUCACAUUUCAUAAAAAUAGAAAGUGCUACCUGAAGGCCUCACCUGCUGGUACAACACCAAUUAAUAUAAAAUAUGUUAAGACCAGAACCUCAGGCUAUUCUUUGAGAAACUGCAGUGGUAUAGUGAUCCACCCAGCCAAGAAGUACAGUCUUGUCAGUGAGGUGAAGAACUGGACUGAGGCACAAGCCUACUGUCAGCAGCACUACACAGACCUGGCCAGCAUCCACACAGCAGCAGACUGGGAGGCUGUCAAACAAGAGCUGAGAAGCUCCAGUAGAAAUGUCUGGAUUGGUCUCCACAGAGAAGACUCUAAUAAACCAUGGAAGUGGUCAACUGGGGAGAACCACAUGUACCUCAAGUGGCAACAUGGACACCCGACCACCAAUGGACAUAAAUGUGUCUAUUCCUCUGAGUCUACAUGGAAAGAAACACCCUGUAAUGCUACAAAUGUAAACAACCAUGUGUGUCAGGAUGUUCAUCAGGUGAAUGGAACAACAACAAAAACAUAUAAAAACGUUGCUGGAGGUAGUAUAAAUAUGUCGGCUGCUCAGUUGGACUGUGAGAGUCGAAAUAAAACUCUGGCCAGUAUCCUCAACCAGGAAGAGCAGGAGGCCUUUGAUGAAGUGGCACAAAAGCAGACAUGGAUUGGGCUUCAUUAUAAUCUGACCAUCAACAAGUGGAAGUGGUCCAGUGAGGAGCCAUUUGAAGCAUGGGAUGAAGAAGGAGAAGAACAUUUUGUUGUGAUAAACACUGAUAAAACAUGGCAAGCUAAAAACUGUCGAGAGCAAGAGCAUUUUUUGUGCUUUGGAGACGCAAAUCCAGUGAAUGACACCACUAUAGAUCCUACCAUUCCAACACUUGACUACCUGCACUACUACAAAACACCCAAAACCUGGCUUGCUGCCCUGGAGUUCUGUAAGGAUCAGAACUCCACCCUCGUCCAUAUAACCAACUCCACUGUGCAGGAGGAUGUGACCUGGCUCCUGGACAGUGAGGAUCUGCCUUGGGGAGUGUGGAUAGGGCUGGAAAGGUUCAUCUUCCAGUCUAACGCUCGCUGGGUGUGGGUCAGUGGUGAGGAGGUGAACUUUACCCAGUGGCACCAAUGCUUCCCCCUCAACACUCCUACCCUCUACUGUGGUAAGAUGAUCUGGGAUGAUGAUGAGGAAUCCACUUUAAAGUGGCUGGGUGCUUCCUGUCAGGAGGAACUCCCUUUCAUCUGUCAAGAUUUAAACCACUAGAGGGCUCUCUACAUCUCAGUCUGGACUGAAGGAUCUCAUUAACCACUAACCCAGGAUGAUGUGAUCUACAUUUUCCCUUUAAUAUAAUUAAGAAUCAUUAUAUAUUACAUACUGCUCAUAUAACUUAAUGCAUAGUCACACAAUAUAUUUUAAAUUAUUAUGUGUGCAUCUAAAUUCAUUCAUUCAAAUACUAGAACUGUUUGAACCAUUGUUAUACUUUUAACUUUCACUCUGUUUUAACUUUGACUUUGG